Molecule: messenger RNA, 1956 nt
Organism: Somion occarium
Lineage: Eukaryota; Fungi; Basidiomycota; Agaricomycetes; Polyporales; Cerrenaceae
Source: the annotation of a GenBank genome assembly
AGGUCAGAGUGUCGGCCUGACCGUCGCUAACGAAAGCAUUCGAAUCAAAUUCAAAUUGGUGAGCCUGUUCGGAUAGAAAGAAAGCGAAGGUCCUUCAGCCGUUCAAACUACUACCAGUACGUCUAUACGUCUAAGAUGUACUGUAUUUCACAAUUUGAUUGAGCAGACCUAACAUCAGCUGCACGACAACAUGCCGGUUUCCCAAGGUCGAAGGUCUUUCAUCGUAGGAGCAGGAUGUACUGCGUUCAUCAAGCCGAGAGGUUUGCGGACCACAGAAGACAUGGGUUUGGAGGCUGCGACAAAGGCACUUCUAGAUGCAGGUAUAACAUAUGACGCUGUUGAGGUGGCUUAUGUCGGUUACUGUUACGGAGACUCAACCAGUGGUCAGAGAGCAUUGUAUAACCUCGGCCUGACUGGUAUUCCCAUAACCAAUGUCAAUAACAAUUGCUCAACCGGCAGUACCGCACUCUACCAGGCUAAUACCUUGGUUAAGUCUGGUCUGGUGGAUUGUGCUCUUGCUCUCGGAUUUGAGCGGAUGUCUCGGGGUAGUCUUAGCUCCAACUUUCCCGACCGACCUUCACCUGGGUUGGUUUUGGCCGAGGCGUCUAACGAAGCUGAAGAGCUGCUCAGUACGGGAACAAACUUCGGCCCUGGUGCUCCAAGGAUGUUCGCAAAUGCUGGCCAGGAGCAUUCCGACAAGUAUGGAUCGACGGUCGAACACGUGGCGCAGAUUGCCUCGAAAAAUCAUAAACAUUCGGUCAACAACCCGUAUUCACAGUUCAGAGAUGGUUGGAGCGUCGAACAAGUCCUCAAUGCUCCUAAGGUUACAAAGCAACUGACCAAGUUCAUGUGUAGUCCGACUUCGGAUGGCGCGGGGUGCUGUGUCGUUGCCUCGGAGGAGUUUGUCCGCAAGCACGGCCUAGAGAACCAAGCUAUUGAGAUAGUCGCACAGGCUCUGACGACAGAUGAUCCAUCCACGUUCGAAAGCAAGAGUGCAAUGAACGUCGUAGGCUAUAACAUGACAAAAGCAUGUGCGGACAAAGUCUUCAGCCAAGCCGGCUUCAAGCCUGGUGAGGGUCGAGAUCAAGUCGGUGUGGUUGAACUUCACGACUGCUUUGCUUCAAACGAACUCAUCACGUAUGAGGCUCUCGGCCUCUGCGCUGUUGGAGAAGCUCACAAGGUGGUCGAAAGAGGGGACAAUACUUACGGCGGCAAAUAUGUCGUAAACCCCAGCGGAGGUCUUGAGGCAAAAGGUCAUCCCCUCGGCGCAACCGGUUUAGGCAUGCAUUUCUACAUCACUAUGCAAUUGCGAGGGUGGGCCGGUCCGAUGCAAGCUCCCGGACUCUUCGACCUGCCAGAUAAACGGGGAAAAUACGGUUUGAUCCAUAAUAUUGGUCUAGGAGGAGCUGUUGUGUGUUCGCUUCUUCGUCGACCAGAAUUCUACAAGCCAGGUGGCAAAGAUGGUCGGGACCGUUUGGGCUAUAAUCAUGCGCACGAAUGUCGUCCUGUCACUUUGUCGGAUGUAGACAAAGUCAAGUCUACCAAGAGCUCUCCCUUCUUCUUGGCUCGCGCCCGACUCUGAGCAAGCAAAAAAGAUCCCUUAGUGUUUGGCCUCUGGUAGUUAUUGAACGACCGCUCGUUUUCUAUCAAUAUAUGUCACCUCAUGUACCAUUAUUUCAGAUUGUAUACUCUAGCUUGUGUUUGUAUGCCAAUCGAGUUUCGUUCAGAGGCAUAUAUAUUUCAAUUGAGAGUCACCAGCCGAUCGAGCGAUCAGAUCAACCGUUGCAAACUGUUGUACACUACGAGAUACAAAGAUUGGGGUAUAGCAUUAAGUUUGGACAACAUUAUAUCCUGACAGCGAAGGAAGAAUGAAGUCGAUGAACAAGUGAACAUGAAUGGAGACAAAUAUUUUAGAGCCAUUUCGAUCGAGAUGACUUCAAAUUCUUGGGUUUGGAC